Symbiodinium natans is the source of this 4206-nucleotide messenger RNA. The record is from the annotation of a GenBank genome assembly. Lineage: Eukaryota; Dinophyceae; Suessiales; Symbiodiniaceae.
AUGCCUUGUAUGUUCUUUGCCUACGACGCGUGCACUGCUGGUGACAAGUGUGAGUACAGCCACGACAAGGACAACAUGUACAAAGGUCCAAAGCCAAGAAAGCUCAAAAGUUCGUCAGCCGGAGCUGCGUCAGUUCUAGCAGGAGCGGCUUUUGCGUCUGCCAUCCCAACCUCAGAGGCAUCCAUCCCAGAAGGAGGCCACGCUGCCCAAGAUGGGAAAGGUAGCCCAGUGCAGGAUGGGAAGGUGAAAGAUGAUUUGCCAAGAGCCCAGCCACGACUGAAGACUUUGAUCCGAAAGCAGUUGGACCGAGCAAGCCGCAACCUCAGAAGGAAUACCGUUUUCAAAGGUAGUGCCUUGCAAAAGGUUUUCACAACAGUGAUGACGGCCAUGGCUAUGUUGGACCCGUGUUCUUCAAACAAUGCGUUAUCCAGUCCCGUUGUGGGCAGUGAUGGAACGACUUUUGACAUGGAGUUCCUUGUCGAUAGUGGCGCAGGUAGAAACCUAAUUGCAAAAAGGGAUUUACCUGAGGAAGUGCAUUCGCACUUCGCCGAUGCUCCGGAGAAGCUUAGGUUUUCCACAGGUGGUGGCCCGCGCUCAGGUACAAAGGCCGUUCGCAUGAAAGGCAAUUUCCUAGGAGUGAACUACUUCUACUCGCUGAACCAAUGCCCACCGGCAGUGUCAUUAGGUAUCCAAGUCAACCAACAUCGUAAACCGUUUGUUUGGAUGCCAGACGAGCUGCCUUACUUUUUCAAGCCGGAUAGGAUUGGGGAUAUGACUUUGUAUUGCCCGACCUCAGCAAAGAUACCGGUAGACAGAGUUGUAGAGAAUGUUCCAAUCAUCCGGGAAAGAGUUACGUGCGGAGGCCUCCCAGCUGCCCCAUCGCCAGGAAGCUCCUCUAAAGGCGCAGCACCUGCAGAGCAUGAUCCGCUGAGAAGCCUUGUGAUAGAUGAAGUUCCUCCAAAGCCUCCUGAACCUUCAUCUUCUUCCUCGGAUCCGAAGCACAUCCGACGACGUCACAUCACAAAGGAAGCAGCCAGACCGGAAGACCCAAAGGACCCAAGAGGCCCAGCAGCCCUACGUCCUGAAGGUCUACGGCUAAAACCGGACCGGUCAUUGCCCAACUUUGGGACGGAUGAUGAACUGUCCCUAUGUGAUGCCUCAGUAGCCACUGAAGCAGAUGCCCCAAUAGACAGCGAUGACAAUGAGGAGUGGACACCAAGUCUUCGCGAAAGAUUAAUCGCAGAGUCCAAAACCUUAAGCCAUCAGAUGACGCAUUUUCCCAAAAACAGGUACUGCAGCAUCUGUAGACGUGCCAAAAUGACUGGCAAAGUCCAUAGGGCUAAGGUUGAAGAAGACCCCGAAGAAACUCCACCGUUGCAUUUCGGGCAUAGGCUAAGGGUUGAUCAUAUCGUCCUAGGGCAAGAUUUGACCAAAGGGUCGGAAGGUGAACAGGCUUGCCUCAUUGCGUAUGAUGAAUACAGCGGAUGUGUGUCAGCAUUCUCACAAACAUCGAGGACUACCGACAACAACAUCGCAGCGUUGCAGAAGUUUGGAGGUACAAGAGCGCAUGGUAGAGCAUUGUGUGCAGUGAAAUCCGAUUGCGCUCAAGAGCUCACUGAAGCUGUGAAGUUCCUGGGAUGGCUACCAGAACCAGGUAUCCCCAAUGACCCAUUCCAUAAUGCUCAACUAGAAAGGUUGAUUAGAAGCAUUAAGGAAGGAACUAGAGCAGCACAGUUAGCAGCAGGGUUUCCUCAUGCCCUGUGGCCUCGUGCGACAGAAUACUUCUGUGUCGCCAGGUCCUUCACAAAUCCCGUACCAGUGCACGCUAACGAUACUCCUGAAACCGUAGCGUUUAAAGAGGGCAAGACAUGCUACGAAGCCGCUAAUGGAGGGAAUGCCUUCGAUGGACACAGAAUUCCUCUAGGCGCGUUGGUGUACUACAAGCCACCUCACCACAAAGAGCUUCCUGCUUUUCAGCCGAGAGCGAUUCCAGGCAUAUUUUGUGGCUGGCGCAUGGAUUCAGGAUUCAAGUUCAGAGGGGUGCACUUGGUGUUGGAUUAUGAAGCGUUGAGGACAGAUGCGAAAGGUUGCGGUAGGCCAAUUCAGGUUCACGCAACUGAAAUGGUGGCCCCUGAGACUUUCAUCUUUCCUUUGCAAGAAGCCCUAAACGAGAAGCUUGCGCUUUUCAGGCCAACCGCAGAUUUGAAAGCGAUUGAAUCUAGGGAAGCUUUGCCUUUCGAAAAGGGUGCCCCUGAGGCAAAGCCUCGAGUCAGGCGUACGUAUGUUACCUUGGACAGAGCGCUUAAGUUUGGGACAACUGUCGGGUGCAAGGGUUGUGACAGAAUAGCCGAAGGGGUAAAACAUUCAGACGCAUGCCACGAACGUUUCCGAAAGUUACUUGAGGACGAGGCUUUAGCAAAAGCAGCUAGGGACAAAGAGAGGGCAAAACCUUCUGCCCCGUCAGCUCCGUCCUUUGAACCUCCACCAUCAGUCCCGCCAGACGUUCCAAAUCCGCCAGUGCCAGGUGCAGCCGGAAGAGUUUCCAUAGAGGCCUUUAGCUGCCCAGGAACCACUUCCCAGCACUUUGCAAAUGAGCACGAACUGGAUUACUGGGAGUUUGAUAAGGAUAAGAUAGCUUGGAAACGUGUGCACGUCAAACCGCGCAAGCGUUUGUACACCCCUGCAGAGUUAGACACCAUGAAAGCAAACGCUUCGGAGCAGUUGAGAAGAUCACCUGCCAAGGGGGCUGCAGCAGUGGCGUCAAUCCUUCAAGACAUCGAGACAAUGCAUCCAACUUGCAAGGCCAUGAUUGCAGAAGCCAGUGAGGCUGCCAAGCAAGUGCCGCAGGGAUUGCCGUAUCGCAACCAUCUCCUCCGACAAGUUGGUAGCGAAACAAUGUUCGAGUUCUGCUGCGAUGAAGAUUCCACAUUGGGCCAAGUCAACGAAGAAUUCGGAAUCAACCACUUUCGUCUCACUGAAAAGAACUCAAACGUUGAAGAUCCAAAGCAGGUGGAGUCAUUGAAAAAGCUUGUAGUGUUGAGUCAAGGGGGCCAUGUUGCCUUCGAGUGGCCAAAGAAUGCAGCUGGUUGGGCGCUGCCAGAGUUGAUCGCUUUCAUCAAGCGACACAACUUGUAUGAAGCAAGAGAGCACUCCUCGCUCUUUCAGUCCUCUUACUUCUUCAAGAAAACCGGCCUCUUACUCACCUUGUACGUAGAUGAUAUUGUGCUAAGCGGUCCCGAAUGUGCGCAUGAUGCAUUCUGGGCUGAAGUCCAAUCCCACCUUGAGAUAGAACCGCCAUCUCCUGUGGACAGAGUGUUAGGCAGAAAGCACCUGAUUGAGAGAAACCAGUCAGGUACAACGAUGCGCUAUGACAUGUCUGACUACUGUGCCAACGCAUGCAGACUGUACGAAGAUUUGUCAAAGCGUCCUCUCAAACCUGCCAGCACACCUUUUGUUCCAGAUGGCUCUAUUCUCGCAUCAGAUUGGGAGAGCAAAGGAGCUUUGGCCUCAGAAGCGUCCAGAGUGUUAAUGAAAACACUUUGGUUAGCAAGACUAUCGCGUCCUGACUUAAUGAAAGGGAUAUCUGACUUGACGCGCCGCGUAACGCGAUGGUCCGUCGCGGACGAUAAAAAGUUGCGCAGGCUGAUGUCAUACCUGAAAGGUACCCCAAACCUGUCGGUUGUUCACAAAAUGGGAGACGCCUUUGAAGAUUUGCACUUGAGUCUUUACACCGAUGCAGAUCACUCAGGCGACGUUGACCAUGCUCAGUCCACCAGCGGCAUGAUCUUAUGCCUAGAGGGAGAAAACACCUACUGGCCUUUGGCUUGGAGCAGCAAAAAGCAAACAGCCACAUCCAGGAGCACCACAGAGGCAGAAAUCAUGUCGCUAAGUUCUGGGGUAUUUGGCGAAGCCUUACCAGCUCAAGAGUUCCUGGAAACUCUCACUGGGAAGGAAGCUAAGCUGGUAUGCCAUCAAGACAAUAGUGCUGUCAUCCAAAUCGUCCAUGCCGGGUACUCGCCCAAGUUGCGACACGUCAGCAAGACUCAUCGAGUGAACUUGUCUUCGCUCUACGAAGUCUUUGAGUCAGAUCCGUUAAUCCGCCUUCAGUACAUAAACACUGAACUUCAAAAGGCGGACGUUUUCACCAAAGCACUUCCUCCUGCCAAGUUCCCUGCAGCUUUAAAGCUCCUCCGAAUGGAGAGCUGA